AUGGACCAGGAUAAAAACGUCUCGAGUUUUACUCGCCUAGAUAUUCUUAUUCAGUAUUACCUCGACCGUGUCACUCCAUAUGUUGUUGCUCGCUGGUUGACGAAUUUAUGCUUGUUAAUCGUUUUCGUUGUUCGAAUUAUUUCUAUACACGGUUUCUAUAUCAUUGCUUACUGUCUUGGCAUCUUUCUACUCAAUCAAUUUCUUUUAUUUCUCACACCAAAACAAGAUCCAUCAUUCGCUGAUGAUGACGAUCAUGCGCCGAGUUUGCCAACAAGAUCAAAUGAAGAAUUUCGACCAUUUAUGCGACGUCUGCCGGAAUUUAAGUUCUGGUAUAUCACAUUCAAAGCGUUUGCUAUUAGUUUAAUUCUCACGUUCAUUCCAAUACUGAACAUUCCAGUUAUGUGGCCAGUGCUUGUCAUUUAUUUCAUUGUAUUAUUCGUAUUAACAAUGCGACAACGUAUAUUACAUAUGAUUCGUUAUCGAUACAUACCAUUUUCAUAUGGAAAGAUGCGAUACGAUAUGCAGAAGAGUUCCAAGAAGUGA
Molecule: messenger RNA, 543 nt
Organism: Adineta ricciae
Lineage: Eukaryota; Metazoa; Rotifera; Eurotatoria; Adinetida; Adinetidae
Source: the annotation of a GenBank genome assembly